Messenger RNA from Nematolebias whitei (Rio pearlfish), 1453 nucleotides. RefSeq names its product zona pellucida sperm-binding protein 3. Bases 52 to 1245 code for a protein of 397 amino acids. Lineage: Eukaryota; Metazoa; Chordata; Actinopteri; Cyprinodontiformes; Rivulidae. Gene Ontology annotation, cellular component: extracellular matrix. Gene Ontology annotation, biological process: positive regulation of acrosome reaction; egg coat formation; binding of sperm to zona pellucida. The record is from RefSeq and is a predicted model, not a curated record. The transcript has 9 exons. Gene Ontology annotation, molecular function: acrosin binding.
UAACGUCACCUCUACAAAGGCGCUCAGGUGCAGCUCAGCUGUUUCCAACACAUGGAAGACAAGAUGCUGUCCGUCACGAUGGUUUGCUGCCUCCUGCUUGGAGCUUCAGCCGCUCAGACGUGGAAGCAGAAGGUUGUCCAGUUGAACGAGCAGAGAGCGAAGCCUCCAGGUCAACAGCCGAAGGCCAUCCCGCAGGAGAAAGAAGUUUUCAGGGAACCUUUAUCCUGGCGUUAUCCUGACCCACCAGCUGAGGAGAAGCCUCGGUUCCCUCCCAGCUUUGAGCUGAAGACUCCAGCUCCAGCGCAGAGCGUCAGCGCCUCGUGUGGGGACAACUCUGUUCGCGUGGAGGCCAAGAAAGACCUGCUGGGCAUCGGUAAACCGGUCCUGGCUGCUGACGUGACUCUGGGAGGAUGUCCUGCCACCGGAGAAGAUCCUGUGGCCCAAGUUCUGAUCUUUGAGUCAGAGCUGCACGGUUGUGGCAGCCAGCUUCUGAUGUCCGAGGAGACGUUCUCCUACGUGUUUACACUUCUCUACACGCCUAGUCCACUGGGUAACAUUCCCAUUGUUCGAGGGAGAGAGGUCUCCAUCAGCAUCGAGUGCCACUAUCAAAGAAAGCAAGAUGUGAGCAGUAGUCUCCUGAAACCAACGUGGACUCCAUUCACUGACAGCAAAAUUUCUGAGGAAAGUCUCUACUUCUCCCUAAAACUCAUGACUGAUGACUGGCAGUUCACACAUCCUAAUCCUCACUUCUUUCUGGGGGAUAAGCUCAAGUUUGAAGCUUCGGUCAAGCAGUUUCAGCACAUCCCUCUCAGAGUGACUGUGGACAGCUGUGUGGCCACUGUGGUCCCAUAUGUUGACACCGUACCUCGAUAUGCUUUUCUGGGGAACAGUGGGUGUUUGUUUGACGGUCAGCUGACUGGUUCCAGCUCACAGUUCCUGCCUCGGGUUCAAGAUGACAAAGUUCAGUUUGAGGUCGAGGCGUUCAGGUUUGAGCAGGACAACAGCGGCGUGCUCUACGUCACCUGCAGUCUGAGGGCCACAGCAGCUGCUUCACCCGUCACCUCCACCAACAAGGACUGUUCAUUUGCUGACGGGUGGAGGGAGGCGAGCGGAAACCAUCGUGUCUGUUCCUGCUGUGACACGGACUGUGGAAAAGGUGGCGCCAGUGAUCUGCUGAAAACUGGUUCUCCACUGGAAGAAGAAAGGACCGUUGGACCAAUCGUAGUGAAGGACAGGCCACUGUAAAUGAAACUAAUAAAAAACUUUUCACUGAACAUUUUGUGGUUUGAAUGUUGAAUCCAAACUCUUAAACAUUUCAACUCUGCACUGCGUUGACAAAAUGACCCCUCCUCACUGAACUAUCGACCAAUCUCUAAACUGCAUUUUAACAAAGGUUCUAGAAACACUGGUAAAUACUCAUGCCAAGAAGUAUUUGGAUUCUUGUAAUAUUUUA